Molecule: messenger RNA, 1014 nt
Organism: Myxozyma melibiosi
Lineage: Eukaryota; Fungi; Ascomycota; Lipomycetes; Lipomycetales; Lipomycetaceae
Exons: 1
Coding region: 1-1014 (337 amino acids)
Source: RefSeq, a predicted model, not a curated record
AUGGUAGGUUACUCUGCUUGUGAUAAUGCGUGCUGCUGCGCAGUGUCAGCUAACAGCUCUCAGUCUCUAUACUCAACCAACUCCAACGACGUCGCAAGCACUACCACCGACUCCCCUCUGAUGGGCGAGCAUACCGCCACCGGCGACCUCCCAAUGAGAGACACCCAGCACUCUCCAGACAUGCUUCCCAUGCUCGAGAGGGAUCUGGGAGAGCAGAGUCUUCCGAUGCGACAUAAGCUUUGCCAAAGUGAUGGAAGUGACCGUCCUAUGCUUGAGAAAAGUUUGGGUGAGCAAAGUCUCCCCAUGAGACAUAUGCAAGGCGGCAGUGACAGCAGCAACUUUCCCUUGCUGAAGAAGGACCUGAGUGAUGCAAAUCUUCCUAUGCGACAGAAGCAGAGACAAAGUGAUGGUAUCCACACUUCCAUGUUCAAGAAAGACAUGAGCGAUCGAAGUCUUCCUGUGAGGCAUAAGCAAAGCCUCAGCAGCGGUAGUAUUCCUACUCACCACGAAUCCCCGGAAACUCCUCAGCUGGUCAGCGACUUCACGACCGAUAAUCUUCCCAUGCGCGACGUGCCGUUCGCACCAAUGGACCUGCCUAUGCUCGAGAAAGAAUUUGCCGCUGACGCUCCAAUGCCAAAUAAACCCAUCCCUGACUCCGGCUUUGACACCGACAUGGACGCUAAAGCUCCCAUGCUCGCCAAGCCUAUGACCAGCACCAGCUUCGACACAGAUCUGGAGAAAGGAGCUUCAAGCGACGAAGUUCUCUAUAGUGCAGUCCGACCCAGCAAACCGCCAUCGACGGUAGAGUCAACAAAAGCCUCCUCGUUCAAGAUCCAGCGACGGGGUUGGGGUCCAUUUGUUUUGUUUCAAAGAAAACUAUCACAAAGAAAACUAAUUUCCCCAACUCCAAACGACGAAUCUGUGGAUUGUCGGUGUUUGCGUUUAGUUGUGUUAUUGCAGGUAUUGUUAUCGUUCUUGUCGUUGCUCUGGGCGCGGGGCAUGGAGCUGGAUUAA